Molecule: messenger RNA, 966 nt
Organism: Acomys russatus (golden spiny mouse)
Lineage: Eukaryota; Metazoa; Chordata; Mammalia; Rodentia; Muridae
Product: olfactory receptor 2T2
Exons: 1
Coding region: 1-966 (321 amino acids)
Biological process (GO): G protein-coupled receptor signaling pathway
Cellular component (GO): membrane
Molecular function (GO): G protein-coupled receptor activity; olfactory receptor activity
Source: RefSeq, a predicted model, not a curated record
AUGAAGGCUAUUAACCAGAACUCCACUGACUUUAUCCUCCUGGGCCUCAUCACCCACCCAACAUUUCCUGGGCUGAUCUUCACUGUGGUUUUCUCCAUCUUUGUGGUGGCUGUAACAGCCAACUUAGUCAUGAUUAUGCUCAUCCGUGUCGAUUCUCGUCUUCACACACCCAUGUAUUUUUUGCUCAGCCAGUUAUCCAUCAUGGAUACUGUCUACAUCUGUAUCACUGUUCCCAAGAUGCUCCAAGAUCUCCUGUCCAAAGAAAAGACCAUUUCCUUUCUGGGAUGUGCAUUGCAAAUAUUUCUCUACCUAACACUGAUUGGUGGGGAGUUUUUCCUGCUGGGCCUCAUGGCCUAUGACAGGUUUGUGGCUGUGUGCAACCCUCUACGGUACCCCAUAGUCAUGAGUCCCAGGGUUUGUUUGUUUAUGGUGCUGGGUUCCUGGGCUGGUGGAUCUUUGGAUGGAUUCAUGCUGACACCUGUUACAAUGAGCUUUCCCUACUGUGGCUCCCGAGAGAUCAACCACUUUUUCUGUGAGAUCCCAGCUGUGCUGAGGCUAUCUUGCACAGACACGUCACUCUAUGAAACCUUGAUGUACGCAUGCUGUGUGCUGAUGCUACUCAUCCCAGUAUCUUUCAUCUCGGUCUCCUAUACGCGCAUCCUCAUCACUGUCUACCACAUGAGCUCUGCCGAGGGCCGCCGUAAAGCCUUCACCACGUGUUCCUCCCACAUUAUAGUAGUGAGCAUUUUCUAUGGGGCAGCCUUUUAUACCAAUGUACUGCCUCAUUCCUACCACACACCUGAGAAAGAUAAGGUGGUGUCAGCCUUUUACACCAUCCUCACUCCCAUGCUAAACCCACUCAUAUACAGUUUGAGGAAUAGAGAAGUGGCUGCGGCUCUGAGAAAAGUUCUAAGAAAGCAUGCCUCCCAGAGAUUACGAGUGAGCCAUGUGCCUGGAAAAUACUAG